GCCUCGUGCAGCAGCCGGCCGGGCCGCCGCGCGCCCGGGGAGCCGGCCCCGUGAGCGCAGGAGUAAACACCGGCGGAGUGUGGGAGCCGCUGCAGAAGGGAAUAAAGAGACAUGCAGGGAUUUGUGAGGUUACGGCGCCCCAGCUGCAGGAUGCACUAGCCGGCUGAAGCCGGGGCGGGUUGACUUGUUGGAACCGUAGUGCUCUGCUCUGCACGGGAGUGUGGAUGAGUUGAAGUUGCUUUCCCCGGGCUCGUUCUCCACGCCGCCGAGAGGAAUCCAAGCGGCGAGGCAGGCACUUCGUCUUGCCAUUGAUUGGGUAUCGGGAGCGUUUUCUUCACCGUUCUCUUUCUUUUUCCUCCGUCUUGUUGCAUGCAAGAAAAUUACAGUCCGCUGCUCGCCCGCCCUGGGUGCGAGACCUUCUGCCCGGCUCUCUCCCGUGCAUUGUGCAGCCCGAAGAUGAAAGACCGAAGGGGAGAAAGUUAAAGAAAUCGCCCACAUGCGCUGGAUCAGUCCACGGCUUGGGGAAAGGCAUCCAGAGAAGGUGGGAGCGGAGAGUUUGAAGUCUUUACAGGCGGGAAGAUGGCGGACUGGAGCUGAAAGUGUUGAUUGGGAAACUUGGGUGAUUCUUGUGUUUAUUUACAAUCCUCUUGACCCAGGCAGGACACAUGCAGGCCAAAAAACGCUAUUUCAUUCUGCUCUCAGCUGGCUCUUGUCUCGCCCUUUUGUUUUAUUUUGGAGGCGUGCAGUUUAGGGCAUCGAGGAGCCACAGCCGGAGAGAAGAGCACAGUGGUCGGAAUGGCUUGCACCAGCCCAGUCCGGAUCAUUUCUGGCCCCGCUUCCCGGACGCUCUGCGCCCCUUCUUUCCUUGGGAUCAAUUGGAAAACGAGGAUUCCAGCGUGCACAUUUCCCCCCGGCAGAAGCGAGACGCCAACUCGAGCAUCUACAAAGGCAAGAAGUGCCGCAUGGAGUCCUGCUUCGAUUUCACCCUUUGCAAGAAAAACGGCUUCAAAGUCUACGUCUACCCGCAGCAGAAAGGGGAGAAAAUCGCCGAAAGUUACCAAAACAUUCUAGCGGCCAUCGAGGGCUCCAGGUUCUACACCUCGGACCCCAGCCAGGCGUGCCUCUUUGUCCUGAGUCUGGAUACUUUAGACAGAGACCAGUUAUCACCUCAGUAUGUGCACAAUUUGAGAUCCAAAGUGCAGAGUCUCCACUUGUGGAACAAUGGUAGGAAUCAUUUAAUUUUUAAUUUAUAUUCUGGCACUUGGCCUGACUACACCGAGGACGUGGGGUUUGACAUCGGCCAGGCGAUGCUGGCCAAAGCCAGCAUCAGUACUGAAAACUUCCGACCCAACUUUGAUGUUUCUAUUCCCCUCUUUUCUAAAGAUCAUCCCAGGACAGGAGGGGAGAGGGGUUUUUUGAAAUUUAACACCAUCCCUCCUCUCAGGAAGUACAUGCUGGUAUUCAAGGGGAAGAGGUACCUGACAGGGAUAGGGUCAGACACCAGGAAUGCCUUAUAUCACGUCCAUAACGGGGAGGACGUCUUGCUCCUCACCACCUGCAAGCACGGCAAAGACUGGCAAAAGCACAAGGAUUCUCGCUGUGACAGAGACAACACGGAGUAUGAGAAGUAUGAUUAUCGGGAAAUGCUGCACAAUGCCACUUUCUGUCUGGUUCCUCGUGGUCGCAGGCUUGGGUCCUUCAGAUUCCUGGAGGCUUUGCAGGCUGCCUGUGUCCCUGUGAUGCUCAGCAAUGGAUGGGAGUUGCCAUUCUCCGAAGUGAUUAAUUGGAACCAAGCUGCCAUCAUCGGCGAUGAGAGAUUGUUAUUACAGAUUCCUUCUACAAUCAGGUCUAUUCAUCAGGAUAAAAUCCUAGCACUUAGACAACAGACACAGUUCUUGUGGGAGGCUUAUUUUUCUUCAGUUGAGAAGAUUGUAUUAACUACACUAGAGAUUAUUCAGGACAGAAUAUUCAAGCACAUAUCACGAAACAGUUUAAUAUGGAACAAACAUCCUGGAGGAUUGUUCGUCCUACCGCAGUAUUCCUCGUACCUGGGAGAUUUCCCAUACUUCUAUGCUAAUUUAGGUUUAAAGCCCCCCUCCAAAUUCACUGCAGUCAUCCAUGCUGUGACACCCCUGGUCUCUCAGUCCCAGCCAGUGUUGAAGCUUCUUGUGGCUGCCGCCAAGUCCCAGUACUGUGCCCAGAUCAUAGUUCUGUGGAAUUGUGACAAGCCCCUACCAGCCAAACACCGCUGGCCUGCCACUGCUGUGCCGGUCAUCGUCAUUGAAGGAGAAAGCAAGGUAGGCCUAGGAGUGGGUAACGUGAGGCCACCAUGGAGACGUAGGUCUCCACAGAUCAUUGUCGAUGCUGCUUCUAGAAGAGACUAUUUUACACUAGAUAGCACAUCCCAAGUGGAUUUUGCCUUCACCGUGUGGCAGAGCUUUCCCGAGAGGAUUGUGGGGUAUCCCGCACGCAGCCAUUUCUGGGAUAACUCUAAGGAGCGGUGGGGAUACACAUCCAAGUGGACGAACGACUACUCCAUGGUGUUGACAGGAGCUGCUAUCUACCACAAAUAUUACCACUACCUGUACACCCAUUACCUGCCAGCCAGCCUGAAGAACAUGGUAGACCAACUGGCCAAUUGUGAGGACAUUCUCAUGAACUUCCUGGUGUCCGCUGUGACAAAGUUGCCUCCAAUCAAAGUGACCCAGAAGAAGCAGUAUAAGGAGACAAUGAUGGGACAGACUUCCCGGGCUUCCCGCUGGGCUGACCCUGACCACUUUGCCCAGCGACAGAGCUGCAUGAACACGUUUGCCAGCUGGUUUGGCUACAUGCCGCUGAUCCACUCUCAGAUGAGGCUAGACCCGGUCCUCUUUAAAGACCAGGUCUCCAUUCUGAGGAAGAAAUACAGAGACAUUGAACGGCUUUGAGGGAUCCCACUGCGUGGGGGAGGGGAAGAAGAUGGGACUGAGUCCAGCUGCUCUCUCUUCCCAGUGCAGAUCCGUUCAUCGAGAGAGCCAGACUGUGCCAAGUAUCAAAAAAAUUAAAAAAACAAAAAAAACAAAAAAACCUUAGAUGAACACAAUGACAAGAGUAACAAAGGCCAGUGAGAACUCAGCUGGAAUCCUGAUCCUGGGACUGCUCCACACUGCUCCAUUCACCUCACUGGCUUCUGUGUCCCACGACUAGGUUGUGUACAGUUUAAUUAUGGAACAUUAAAUAAUUAUUUUUGAAAUGAUUGCUAUGCAGGUUUAAACUUUUUUAAUGAUCAAAACUAUUAAAAACCAGAGUUCUUUCUUUAAUCAAAA
This is a messenger RNA of Arvicola amphibius (Eurasian water vole), 3305 nucleotides long. RefSeq names its product exostosin glycosyltransferase 1 (gene Ext1). The record is from RefSeq and is a predicted model, not a curated record. Gene Ontology annotation, cellular component: membrane. The coding region runs from base 666 to 2927 and encodes 753 amino acids. Gene Ontology annotation, molecular function: glycosyltransferase activity. The transcript is spliced from 11 exons. NCBI's taxonomy places the organism in Eukaryota, Metazoa, Chordata, Mammalia, Rodentia, Cricetidae.